This is a messenger RNA of Capronia coronata CBS 617.96, 1911 nucleotides long. RefSeq lists its product as uncharacterized. Gene Ontology annotation, biological process: regulation of DNA-templated transcription. The record is from RefSeq and is a predicted model, not a curated record. Gene Ontology annotation, molecular function: zinc ion binding; DNA-binding transcription factor activity, RNA polymerase II-specific. The transcript has 2 exons. Bases 1 to 1911 code for a protein of 636 amino acids. Lineage: Eukaryota; Fungi; Ascomycota; Eurotiomycetes; Chaetothyriales; Herpotrichiellaceae.
AUGGAAUCCCUCGCAACCAUGACCACCGAGCAUUCUUCCUCCCUCAAGCGGCCACGGUCUCCCACUGAACACAACCCGCUCCCCGCUGCAAAGGUCCCCAGAACCGCAACGAACCAUUUACAGAUCAAUUACCUGGCUCGGCAGCAUAAAGAAACCAUCCCGCUGGUCACGGUCAACGAUAAACUACCAGAAAUAGCUCGGCUUCUCAGCGAAUAUGAUGGAGUUAUACAACGUCAUGAAAGUAUGGCCGGGAACUUGGGGGCAUGUCCUCUCGGGCCUAUCCUACUCAAGCGCUUUGAAAGGCUAUUCGAUGGACCUCCCAAAGUUUUAAAGUCGCACGCAAAAGACUCCAAUGUCACCUGGUUGGACGUGGUAGAGUUCGCGCAGAACAACCCCAAACAGUUCAACCUGGAAAGAACUCGAAAUGGCGUCAGGGUCUGCCAAUUCUACACCAAGCAGUGUCGGGUGGAAAUUUCGGAGGAAGAUUUCGUUCUAAUCGCCAGUGGUAUGCCUCAGAAGCUCAUUCCACCGCAGCCCAUCCUGGAGGAUGAAGAGAAGGAACUCGGAGUCAUGGAUUUGCUGGAUCGAAACCUCGGCCAAGUCAUCCAGCUUGCAGACCAAGUUUCCGGUCGAGCUCGUCAAUUGAUCCAUAAAAUGAAGAAUCGACGGACAGCCAUCUUAAGUCGGCGUGAGCAAGAGGUGGAGUCGUUGAGGAGAAACAAUCUCGCACCAGAGGGGCCCUCCAUGUCACCCGCCGAAACGAAUGGAAUACACACUGGAAAGCCUCUUAAAAGCAUUGAGGUGUCCCAGUCGCCUCCGGUUGGAUUUACUGCCGUCAACCUGAAACCGCCCGGUGCAGCAGUUUCAGAGUCACGGCCCUCACUAGAUGCCGCCGAUGGUGUAAGACGCCAAGGGGAGGAUACAUACGGCACACCAAAUGCGGGAAAUGUCACGAUCAUCAAUGGCAAAUCAGUCAAGGACGCCUCGCCUUCGGUUCGCGCCGAGAUGAUGAAGAAGUUCCUGACCCCGGGUGAGCGUGAAGCUGGAUUGGAUGAGGAUGCGGUGCGGCGGUCAUCCGUAGGCACCGCUCGGACGAAUGCCAUGCAAGCAGCAUCGGCGGAGAAGGCUCGGUCUGGCUCAAUUGAAGAUCCCUCAGGUGGUGCUCCGGGUGGCAGGAACCCGCCAAGCGUGGCCAUUCCGAGCACUCCGGCAUCUCUGAUUCCUCAUGUGAAACCGUCUACAUUCGAGAGGGACGAUGGCGGACCGUUCAAGGCGGAAAUGGUACGACGAAUGGACAGUAUGUGGAAAGGCGAACGGAUAGUCCCUCCGUGUGAUCGCUGUCGAAGAUUGCAUAUGGAUUGUCUGAAGAAUCUCACAGCAUGUAUGGGCUGUACUAAGAAGCAUGCCAAAUGUUCAUGGAAAGAAGUCAAGGCCCACGAACUGCAAAUGAGCGCACAAUCACCUUCACCGGAUAGGGACGUGGCUACGGCGUCCGGGCCGGACACGACCAACAUACCACCACUGUCUGCUGAUUCCACCAUCGAGGUUUCCCAGCCGUCAGAUCAGUCGGCCGGCUCCGCCAGCAUCGCGAGAGCUUCCUUGGACCUGGCGGGAGAAAGCAGCGACGCAGUUAUGGACCGAGGAACGAGAGAUUUCGAAGCGCGCAGGCCCAGUGAGCCGAUAUUGAUGCGGACUUCAUCAGCACGGUUUGAUGUUCGACCCCCGCCCUUGACACAGCAGUUGCAAGAUGCCGCGGAAGGUCGAGUGCCAGCCGGGCCGAACACGGUCCCCUCGUCAGUUCCGCCUGGUGGGAAGCGUUAUUUCGAGGACAACGAUGAAGAAGACCGACUGGAAGCAUUGGCAGCUCGAGUGUUUCGCACGGCGUCCCAGAGCGGGCAUCGGUCUUCUUAG